Molecule: messenger RNA, 2463 nt
Organism: Exophiala spinifera
Lineage: Eukaryota; Fungi; Ascomycota; Eurotiomycetes; Chaetothyriales; Herpotrichiellaceae
Exons: 3
Coding region: 1-2463 (820 amino acids)
Biological process (GO): signal transduction; regulation of fungal-type cell wall organization; activation of GTPase activity
Cellular component (GO): cell cortex
Molecular function (GO): GTPase activator activity
Source: RefSeq, a predicted model, not a curated record
AUGGCGACAAAUGGCGCAGGCUCGACAAGUCCUCCACACGCUAUCGACAGGGCAGCACAACGUGGUGCGCCUGUACCUUCUCCUAUAGCUACCGCUUCCCCUCCUUCCAGACGAGAGUUGGCAUCGUGGUGGAAAAAGUUCCGAAAAACAACGGAAAAACCAGACGAGAAGGUUGAAAAUGGUCCUGGAAUCUUCGGUGUCCCGUUGGCCGACAGCAUUAGAUACGCGAAUGUCGCAAUUUCGUUACAGAAUGAGAAUGGCGAAAGCUUCAUUUACGGCUACGUGCCCAUUGUGGUAGCAAAAUGUGGUGUGUUUCUGAAAGAGAAAGCUACGGAUGUCGAGGGAAUCUUCAGGCUGAGUGGCUCAGCGAAGAGAAUCAAAGAUCUACAGACAGCAUUCAAUUCUCCUGACAGAUACGGAAAAGGGUUGGACUGGACUGGCUACACGGUUCACGACGCUGCUAAUAUCCUGCGCCGUUAUCUCAAUCAGUUGCCCGAACCCAUUGUUCCUCUAGACUUCUACGAACGAUUCCGAGAACCCCUCCGAAAGACCCAGAUCCAAGGCCCAGAUGGCGAAUUGCACCCCAGAGACCUCAGUGUCAGCGAGCACAGCGAAGCCGUGUCCUCUUACCAGAAGCUCAUCACGGAACUGCCGCCUCUGAACCGACAACUCCUCCUCUACAUCCUUGACUUGUUGGCAGUUUUUGCCUCCAAAUCAGAUCUCAACCGCAUGACUGCCGCGAAUUUAGCGGCCAUCUUCCAACCUGGCAUCAUCUCACACCCUUCACACGACAUGGCUCCUCAUGAAUAUAGACUCAGCCAAGAUGUGUUGAUAUUCCUGAUCGAGAAUCAAGACAACUUCCUCAUUGGGAUGUCAGGAACGGCAGUUGAUGAGAAGACCCAGAAAGAUGUUGAAAGUGGCCCACCAUCAGUACGCUCUCCCAAGCCUGUUGGCAGAUCUACAUCCAACGCCAGUGCAGGCGCAGACAGUCUAAGAAAGUUCGGCGUACGCCGAAACGUAUCGGUGUCCUCUCGUGGUUCUAGAGAACGGAGCAGCCCUGGUGUCUCGAGCCCAGGCACGCCUUCUGGAGUGACCUCCUUUGGAGGAGGCUCGGGUAUUUCUCGCAGUAAUACUGUCCCAUCCAAGAGGUCCCCAGCUAUCGCGUCUGGCAGAUUUCAGCGCAUAACAGAUGGCCCAGACUCGAGUGUUCCUGCGGCCAGCUCCCCAAUUGCUGGGCCAGGAACGCCUCAAGCGAACCACGAGACCAGCGGGUCGAAGCCAUCAAGUUCGAGAUCAAUUCAACCAGAUGAGACCGAGGACAGAAUUAUGCCGGCGCCUACCGACGAUCCAACCCACCAAGCAGACGAUUCGCAAAAUAGGACAAAUUCUCUUCCCCUUGCAGUCCCCAACCAAAUUCAACCUCUGCCCUCACCGUUGGCAACUCAGCAAGUCCUCUCCAACACAGCUGCAAGUGCGAAUAAGGAUCGCAAGGUGCCGAACAUAUUCUCCAAAUCACCCAUCUUCGGCCCUUCAGAUCCAUCUGGUAGACAGCCUAGAAAGCUUCAAAAGAGACAGAAGAUUCCUGGAGCCGCCAAUGAAAGCGCUCAGAGUUCAUCAAACUCUCUACAGGGAGACGAUUCGGGCACAUUCCAUACACCCCUCAUCUCUCCUGAUCUCAACAAUGCGGGCAGAGCCGAUCCAUUAGUACCACCACAAGGCCCCGCAUUUACCAGCACAGCAGCUACCCCUGUCAAUGAGACACCAGGGCAAAAGCUCUUUGGCGCGAACGAUGAGCAGAACCAAGGAACCGGUCUGAGACCCCCUCAAAAGUCUCCACCUGGUUCAACCCGUUCUCGCUCCUCUUUUACAGAUCACUCUGAACCCGAUGCUGGAGAAUACACGUCGAGUCGGCCAGAAAAGGAGAAGCGUCGUAGCAGAUGGAGAUUUUCAUCGUCUGCGAAAAAGGGUGAAAACUCUCCACUAGCGCCUCCACCGCCUAUUGGGCAAAACCAAGGUGCCAGGGGCAGCAAUAGUUCUCUCGGCAGCGCAAGUCGACCACGGAAGAGCUUUACUGGAGACUCUCAGCAGACGCAAUCGGCCUCCCAAUAUGGUGACGCUCCAUAUGGAAGUGGACAGCAGUCGCUGAUGUAUUCAAGUCAAGAGUCGAAUGAAGGACACAACGUUGAAGGCGAGAAGAAAGGCUUAUUUGGCAAGUGGAAGGCCAAGAUCUCUCAGACAAGAGAAGAGAGACAAGCUGAAAAAGAAAGAGCCAAGAGCCCCCCAAGGAAUGAAUAUGGUGCCUCGCGAAGCAGUCUUAGUGCGAUUGCGCAGGAACACUUUGCGCAGAGAGGCCGGUCCUUUGACAGACCUCGUGAGGAGCCUUUGCCUGGCGUGGUUGAAAAGCCAGUUGCCGAGAGCCAAGCUCUAGAUCCCAAGCAGGCGGCUGAGCAGGGAGACAAGUGA